Ornithorhynchus anatinus (platypus) is the source of this 2765-nucleotide messenger RNA. It is a transcript of the gene KHDRBS1, whose product is annotated as KH RNA binding domain containing, signal transduction associated 1. Gene Ontology annotation, biological process: regulation of alternative mRNA splicing, via spliceosome. Gene Ontology annotation, molecular function: mRNA binding; poly(A) binding. The transcript is spliced from 10 exons. The coding region runs from base 36 to 1442 and encodes 468 amino acids. Gene Ontology annotation, cellular component: nucleus. Lineage: Eukaryota; Metazoa; Chordata; Mammalia; Monotremata; Ornithorhynchidae. The record is from RefSeq and is a predicted model, not a curated record.
CCCCCUUCUCCUCAGGCCCGCUGCUCGCCGGCCCGAUGAAGCGCCGGGACGACCCCGCCUCGCGGCUGAGCCGGGCCCCGGGCCGCGGCGCCAAGGAUCCUUCGGUCGUCCACCCGCCGCCGCGGCAGGCGCCGCCCCGCCAGCCGCCGCCGCCUCCCCGGCCCCGGGGCGGCGGGGGAGGCCCCCGGGGCGGCGGGGCCCGCGCCGCGCCCACCGCGCAGCCGCCGCCCCUGCUCCCGCCGUCGGCCACGGGCGCGGGACCCGACGCGGGGGGCGGCCCGGCCGCGGCCCCGGCCCCCACCCCGCUCCUGCCGCCCUCCGCCACCGCCGCCGCCAGGAUGGAGCCCGAGAACAAGUACCUGCCCGAACUCAUGGCCGAGAAGGACUCGCUGGACCCGUCCUUUACCCACGCCAUGCAGCUGCUGGCCGCGGAAAUUGAGAAGAUCCAGAAAGGGGAAUCAAAGAAAGAUGACGAGGAGAACUACCUGGACUUGUUUUCUCACAAGAACAUGAAACUGAAGGAGCGGGUUCUCAUCCCUGUCAAACAGUAUCCAAAGUUUAACUUUGUGGGGAAGAUUCUCGGCCCUCAAGGGAACACAAUCAAAAGGCUGCAGGAAGAGACAGGCGCUAAGAUCUCGGUGCUGGGCAAAGGCUCGAUGAGAGACAAGGCAAAGGAGGAGGAACUUCGCAAAGGUGGGGACCCCAAAUAUGCCCAUUUAAACAUGGAUCUGCAUGUCUUCAUUGAAGUGUUUGGACCCCCUUGUGAGGCCUAUGCCCUCAUGGCACAUGCCAUGGAAGAAGUCAAGAAGUUCCUUGUGCCGGACAUGAUGGACGACAUCUGCCAGGAACAGUUUCUGGAACUGUCGUACUUGAACGGAGUCCCCGAACCCACGCGCGGGCGAGGGGUGCCAGUGAGAGGACGAGGGGCAGCUCCCCCCCCUCCACCUGUCCCCAGGGGCCGGGGCGUGGGACCACCCCGGGGCGCCCUGGUGCGUGGGGCCCCCGUGAGAGGGGCUAUCACCAGGGGCGCCAGCGUGGCCCGCGGGGUACCGCCGCCUCCAGCCGUUAGGGGAGCACCUGCCCCCAGAGCUCGUGCCGCAGGCAUCCAGAGAAUACCUCUCCCUCCGCCCCCAGCUCCAGAGACUUACGAAGAAUAUAGCCAUCCUUGCUUGCCCCCCAGGCCUCCAGACCAGCAACCACUCGCCUUCUUCUCCCAGGGUUACGAUGAUUCGUAUGCAGAACAGAGCUAUGAGGGCUAUGAAGGCUACUACAGCCAGGGCCAAGGGGACUCAGAAUAUUAUGACUAUGGACACGGGGAGGCGCAAGAUUCCUACGAAGCUUAUGGUCAAGAUGACUGGAAUGGCACCAGGCCUUCCCUGAAGGCACCUCCAGCAAGGCCGGUGAAGGGAGCAUACAGAGAGCACCCAUAUGGACGCUAUUAAAAACAAACAUGAGGGAAAAAUAUCAGUUAUGAGCAAAGUUGUUACUCAUUUCUUGUAUCUCCCAGGAUUCCUGUUGCUUUACCCACAACAGACAAGUAAUUGUCUCAGUGUUUUUCUUUGUGAUCCUCUCUCUCUCCACCCAGCCUCUCUCUCUCCCUCCCUCUCCCCCCACCCCCCUCCGUCCCCACCCCGCAUUCUGGCUUCUGUACGUAGUAUUUCCAAAAAAUGAGUUAAAAUAGAUUUAGGAAUAUGGAAUUUAAAGUGUGUAGAUGCUUUUUUCUUUGUUGUUUAACUCUCAAAACAACUGUACCUUUUUAUAACAAAAACAAAAGUUGAGUUUCAAGACUUGUUAGUUUCCAAAGUGACAUUGCUUGCUUAAGGGUUCUGGACUUGAGGUUUGUUUACCGUUCUCUUAGUUUUGGUCUGAGGCAACCCGAAAAGGCGUAGUUGCAGGAUCCCAAACUAGGCUACAUUUCAAAAUUCAGGGCUGAUUUUAAGAUUUAAAAGUCAUAAAGUUAUAAUGGUAAUAGGUGCCACCGUGUAAAAAAGAGCUCAGUUGUCAAAACCUAUUUCCUUAAAAGCCUAUGGCGGUUGAAUCUUAAGUUUUAAAUUUUAAUAUGAAAGAUCCUCAUGAAUUAAAUAGUUUGUGUGUGGUUUUUUCUUUUUUUAUAUAAAAAAGAGUUAAUUGAUUAAAACAGCAGCAAAUUAGGUGUGUAAAAUUGACUUUUUCCAUAUGUGGGUUUUGAAAUCUAGCCCCAAACCGUACAGUGUUGAGAGAUACUUUGGAAGCAGGCCCCGGAAAGGAGUUGGGAGGGAGGCAGCUGAACGGAGGGCGUAGCGCUCUUUGGCCGAGGUUCAAUUUGAAACCACGACAUCGGAUAAUCCAGUAUUUGACGUGAGACGGUCAAGUAUUACGUUUUGGGUUGGCGGUUCCCGCGCGCUGGGGCCGAAAACGAUUGAGGCGUUUCAAGCGAAUUGAACACUGGGUCGAGAUUGACCCUUCCAAGUGGCUUGUUCAAGUAUGUCUCAACACUAGCGUUACUUAAAAAGGGACACUGCAGCUGAAAGGAAAAAAAAAAUCCAUUUUGUACAUAGGCUAAAGUCCUAAUUGGAUUGGUACUGUCCUCCCUUUUUUUGUUCUUGAAGAUAAAUGCUACAUGUGUAAGUCUGCCUAAAUAGGUAGCUAAAACUUAUGUCAAAAUGUCUGCAGCAGUUUGUCAAUAAAGUUUAGUCCUUUUUUAAUCAAGGUAAAUGUGAUGAAUUGUCAUUUUUUUUUUGCUGGCAAUAAAAUAGUUUUCUCUUUCAAAUAAACUUAAAUUAACU